Messenger RNA from Anopheles coustani, 3651 nucleotides. RefSeq names its product cAMP-dependent protein kinase type I regulatory subunit (gene Pka-R1). Lineage: Eukaryota; Metazoa; Arthropoda; Insecta; Diptera; Culicidae. Gene Ontology annotation, molecular function: cAMP-dependent protein kinase regulator activity. The transcript has 5 exons. Gene Ontology annotation, cellular component: cAMP-dependent protein kinase complex. The record is from RefSeq and is a predicted model, not a curated record. Gene Ontology annotation, biological process: regulation of protein phosphorylation. Bases 822 to 1940 code for a protein of 372 amino acids.
AUCGCCAGAUUCCCGUGGUAUUCGCAUCGCAUUGUAGUUAGUGCAAUAUAUUUCUUCGGUUACCCGAAGUAAACCUCCAGCGUCCACCGUAUCGUGGUCAGGGUUUCUCGUUUUUAUCAUCCUUUAUCCCCCCCUUUAAACGGAGGCAGAUUCGGUUGCUGGUUCUGUUUUGGGAGUGUUCCGUCGUGUCGAUAGUGUGACACCCAUAUUCCCCCUUCGGUGUACCGAACCGUGUGGUGAAAAGCGAAUACUAUCGACAACCAGAAAAUAUUCUUCCCAUUUGCCGAUCGUCGUGCAUAUCGAAACGAAACUAUUCAGCCCGUGUCGAAAGAAAGUGAUCCGCAAGCAAACAGCUGUCACAGUUCAUCCGCAGUCACGUCGUAGUUGUCCAUUUUGGAUGUGAAAGUCUCAGUGCGGUAGUGCAGAUUCAGCUGGAUGGAUCACUUUUGAGAACGUACGUGUCCCGAAAAACCCCACCUCGGGCAAUUAGAUACACCGUCUUUGCAUAAUAUUAUCGAAGAGUACUUCUGUUAUCCUAGUACAGCCGAAACGAAACAACCAAUCGAACCCCCCUGUCCUACAUACACUAAGUAGGCUCUGUGAUCAAUCUAGUCAACCAGCAUCAUUGGCUGUCGAAAUAUCCACCGCGACUAGUUUCGCUCCGUUUGCUGUGCUCGAGUGUCGAUUAUCGGUUUCGUGAGUAGGGUUUUCCCUCACCACACGCCUGCAAAAAGUUGCCAGUGACCGCCGGACGGAUCACGUAUCCCAGGGAACUAGUGUAAUCCUUCGGUGUUCACCUACCGUACCGUCCAGCCAGCAGCAUGUCGGAAGAGGAGCAACAUCUGCGGGAAUGUGAGGCGUACAUCCAGACGCACCGCAUCCAGCGGCUGAUGAAGGAUUGCAUCGUGCAGCUGUGCAUUUCCCGGCCGGAAAAUCCGAUCGUCUUUCUGCGGCAGUACUUCCAGAAGCUGGAGCGGGUAAGUGAGCAGGCAAAGCUGGACGCGAGCAAGCAGGCGGCCACGCCGGACGAUCUGGAUGACCUGAGCCCCAUGCCACAGACGACGGUGCCGCCGGUGCGGCGCCGCGGUGGCAUCUCGGCCGAACCGGUCACCGAGGAGGACGCGACCAGCUACGUGAAGAAGGUGGUACCGAAGGACUACAAGACGAUGGCAGCCCUCUCGAAGGCGAUCGCGAAGAACGUCCUCUUUUCGCACCUGGACGAGAACGAGCGGUCGGACAUUUUCGACGCGAUGUUCCCCUGCAACUUCCUGCCGGGCGAACCGAUCAUCCAGCAGGGCGACGAGGGGGACAACUUCUACGUCAUCGACAUUGGCGAGGUUGAGGUGUUUGUAAAUAACGAACAGGUGACGACGAUCAGCGAGGGUGGCAGCUUCGGCGAGCUGGCCCUGAUCUACGGUACGCCCCGUGCGGCCACCGUUCGUGCCAAAACCGACGUGAAGCUGUGGGGCAUCGACCGGGACUCGUACCGCCGCAUUCUGAUGGGUUCGACGAUCCGCAAGCGCAAGAUGUACGAGGAGUUCCUGUCGCGUGUGUCCAUUUUGGAGAGUCUGGACAAAUGGGAACGGCUCACUGUGGCCGAUGCGCUGGAACCGGUCAGCUUCGAGGACAGCGAAACGAUUGUGAAACAGGGUGAACCUGGUAAUGACUUCUACAUCAUCGUCGAAGGAUGCGCCACCGUUAUGCAGAAACGGGGAGAGAACGAAGAGGCAGCGGAAGUGGGACGGCUCGGACCGUCGGACUAUUUUGGUGAGAUUGCACUACUGCUCGAUCGUCCCCGUGCCGCCACCGUCAUCGCCCGCGGGCCGCUCAAGUGCGUCAAGCUCGAUCGGGCCCGAUUCGAGCGGGUGCUUGGCCUGUGCGCGGACAUCCUGAAGCGAAACAUCACGCAGUAUAACAGCUUCGUUUCGCUGUCCGUUUAAGGAGGAUGCAAGCCCCAGCUAUCGCAGGCCGGCUUUCUUAGUCUGUAGGGUUCGCUUUGUUCGCUGCAAAACAAGUUUCGCCCGUCGACUAGCGACUCACAUUUUUUCUUGUGCGGUAGUGAGCGAUAACAUGAUUAACAAAAUCAAAAAAGCAGUAGAAGCGACCCCAUACUGUACGUCACAGCACUGGACGAGCGUGCUCUAGCAGCGUGUACCAUUACUUCUACCGCUUGUGAAGAAACACGUCAGCAAAGGACAAAAACAAGAAGCCUAUGGGUCCCGGGCUAAGCGGCCGUUUAUAAUCAAUGCAAUUCAGAUAAUGUUUUCACCAUCAAAGCAGUGUAUGGAGCUUUGUUUCUAACUACGUUUGGUAGCGACGUUUGGUAAGGUUGUCCCCAGGGUCACGAACAUGGCCAUCUGUUGCCCCCAAUGCAAGCAAGCAACAAGCCCAUGCCAAACACCGGUGUGAAGGCUGAGGACACGUCAGCAUUGUGGCCAGAUGUUUGGGUCGCGUGUGCAUAGUUUACUUAACAGUAGUGGGAUGGGUGGUGGUUGUAGAGCCAAACAAAAGAAGUAAAAAGGAUGCAAAAUGUAAGAGAGCGAGUGUCCAAAGGGAGACGAGAGAAGUGUUUUAGAAACACCACGAUAGAAAAAAUAGGGAAGGAUGUAGUGUUAUUAGUAGGCGACGACGUGCAAAAUUUCGCUCGCAGCGCUUGGUAACGAUCGGAUCGAAUGAUGAGGGUAAAAGUUUUCAACCGCAAACAUAAAUGAAAAAAAAAAUCGUCUUAAUUAAUGCAAACUGUCAUCUCUAUAAAUUAACGGAUAAAAUUAGUUAACUAUUUAUAGCUGACAGAGCAGGCGUCGAGCGAGAAGGAAAGAGUAGGCCAAGGCAGAAAGGCAGCAAACAUUUCAAUUGGAGACGCUAGGUCAAAGGAUGGCCCGCGUCCGGUGUACGUACAUUAUUGUAUUACUUGCCGAGGUGUGAACGCGAAAGGGAAUGGAUCAUAGUGAUGGAAAGGAACCCCCCCGUAACCCAACGUAGGACAAUUAUUUAUAAAUUGAUCAGUAGGGCUGCAUCCGUGAACUGAAGAGAUAGUGAUGAACGAGAACAGCAAGGUAUUAAUAGGAUGCAGAAUCGGAAUGUGUGACAGAAGUUCGAUGAUGGGGCCCUGUUUGCAUUUUUAAUCACACAAUUGGCAAAUUAAACUUGAAAGGAUUAGACCGCCCACAACAAUGUGGAUGAGGGUGAGAAAACUUUGGACAAAAAAAAAACACAAAACAACAAUUAAAGUUAGGAGUAGUGGUAUCAUGGAGAAAAAUGUUGUCGGUUUGCAAGCACAAUUAUGAAAACAAACAUUGAACCGAACACAGGUUAAGUGUGUAAAACUCCGGUUGACACACUAGCUGUUCGUACACAGGUAUACAUAUUUCUCUCAACGUUUUUAACUGUUUGGUGUACAACUGUUUGAAUGUAACAGCAUGAGAGAACGUGGCCGGAACCCAAACCGGCCCUAACGUACCGCUCACCGCUCCGUCACUAAUCGUUUUAAAAUCGAACAAAAACAGUCGUUUUCUCAACGAGCGUCUGCCGAUCAUACGUUUCUUUACGAUGAUCGGGAGGGUUGGCCUUUUUCUGUGAAAUCUUUUCUUCAUAAAUAUCAUAUCACGCACGUUGCAAGGUUUUCGGAGAGCUUGUGAAGUUUCCUUUUCG